Messenger RNA from Anolis carolinensis (green anole), 4960 nucleotides. RefSeq names its product methyltransferase 8, tRNA N3-cytidine (gene mettl8). The transcript is spliced from 10 exons. Gene Ontology annotation, molecular function: tRNA (cytidine-N3)-methyltransferase activity. The coding region runs from base 172 to 1434 and encodes 420 amino acids. Lineage: Eukaryota; Metazoa; Chordata; Lepidosauria; Squamata; Anolidae. The record is from RefSeq and is a predicted model, not a curated record.
UGUGUGUUUUCGGGAACCUCAUGGUUCUUUCUCUUGUGGGUCGCGGAGAGUUUUAAGGAUAUAACCGUAAUUGCAUUGGAAUGUUUCUGUGCUCACAACAGGCGAUCUAAUCGUGUUUAUUUUAAAACGCUAAACAUAAUAAAAGUAGCUGGAUUUGGAUGGAGAAGUUGAAUGAGAGAACCCGGAAAAAACUUUCAUGACAAGCAGCGUUUUAAAGGUGUCUUUGUUGAAAUGCAGUUCAUUGAAAGGUUUUCUCUUCCAUAUCUGAGGAAUAGCAUUUUACCCAAGAGGUUCCAAAGUAAGGGACGGCCAACGGCUCCCCUUGGGUCACGGAUUUUGUUGGAUCCAGACAAAGUUUUUGAUCAUAACAUGUGGGACCACAUGCAGUGGUCACAGGAAGAAAAAGAAAGAGCCAAGGAAAAGGCCACAGAGAACUCACUCAUAAGAAUCCCAGCAGAGCUGCAAGACAAAUAUGAGAGGGAAGCCAGUAAAUACUGGAAUCAAUUUUACAAGACUCAUAAAAACAACUUCUUCAAAGAUCGCAACUGGCUGUUCUCGGAAUUUCCAGAAAUUCUCCCAGAAGGAAAACGUGACCGUGGUACAAAAAUGGAUUCAACAGCAGAAAGGAACUCUCAUUUGACAUUGACCAGCAUACUUGAAGACAACCGCCUUUGUGAGGAUAAUUCUCUUGUAAAAGCUUCUUCUGUGCAAGGAAGUAAUUUCAGUACUUGCUACAACUACUCUGACGGCAAUCACCAAAGUAGCAAGUGCUUUGGAAAAGACUUCCCUGGUAGUGAUGCUACUCACAGAAUAUUAGAGGUUGGCUGUGGUGCUGGAAACAGUGUUGUUCCUAUUUUGAAAGCUGUUUGCCACAUUCCUGGAGUCUUUUUGUAUUGUUGUGAUUUUGCCUCAGGAGCAGUGGAACUGAUCAAGUCACACUCAUCCUUUCAUUCCUCCCAUUGUCUUGCCUUUGUUCAUGACCUGUGUGAUGAGGGAUCCCCCUAUCCCUUCCCGGAUGAGAGCCUGGACAUCAUUCUCCUUGUCUUUGUCCUCUCUUCUAUUCAUCCUGACAGGACCCAAAGAAUUAUAAGCAGGCUGGCUAGAUUAUUGAAACCUGGUGGGAUGAUGCUGUUUCGGGACUAUGGAAGAUACGAUGCUUCUCAGCUUCGUUUUAAGAAAGGAUGCUGCCUGUCAGAGAAUUUCUAUGUAAGAGGUGAUGGCACAAGAGCUUAUUUCUUCACAAAAGAUGAAGUCCAUCACAUUUUCACCUCAGCUGGCUUGAAUGAAGUACAGAAUCUAAUUGAUCGACGUUUGCAAGUAAACAGGAAGAAAAAAGUGAAGAUACAUCGUGUCUGGAUACAAAGCAAAUUCCAAAAACCGGCGGGACUGGCUCAAAGCAGGAAAGAAAAUAUUCUGGAGAAACACAAUACCUAGCCUGAAUGUUUCACAUUGUUUUCCAAGUGAACCUGUGGAAAUUCAUCAAAAAACUAAAAGGCUUGAUAUUAAUAACAGAUUAGUAAAAACUGAACAAUGCAAUAAAAAGAAGGUUCUUCUUUUUAUAUUAACAGAAGUCCCUGCCACAUAUAAUCAUCUGUUUCUAAGACUGUGUAAAAUGGAUGGUGGCAUUGAUUAUGUAUGGAAGAUAUAGAAUGGAUGGGCAUCUAUGGCAAGGACCAGUUUUGGCUCCAGCAAUAGGGUUUUUUUUUGGGGGGGGGGGGCAGUGACAAGUGUAAAACAGCCGGGCUGUGGCGCAGCUGGCUAGUAACCAGCUGCAAUAAAUCACUACUGACCGAGAGGUCAUGAGUUCGAAGCCCGGGUUGGGUUAAGCCCCUGACCAUUAAAUAGCCCGGCUUGCUGUUGACCUAUGCAGCCCCGAAAGACAGUUGCAUCUGUCAAGUAGGGAAAUUUAGGUACACUUUAACUAAUUUACAGCACUAUAAAACUGCCAGCAAAACACGAGGAAAGGAAUGAGGAAGUACAGCCACUAGUGGACAGUGAAGCAACAGCUCCCCCUGUGGCCAGAAUCGUGAAGCUGGAAAAAUGUUAAAUGCCUCUGUGUCUGUCUCUACUGUAUGUUGUUUGUCUGUUGGCAUUGAAUGUUUGCCAUGUAUGUGUUCAUUGUAAUCCGCCCUGAGUCCCCUUCAGGGUGAGAAGGGCGGAAUAUAAAUACUGUAAAUAAAGAAAGAAAGAAAGAACGCAGAGAGACAGAGAAAUGGCUCAUGAGGAGAAAAUGUUGGCGAUGAGGAUGAGAGAAACUGAGAUGAGGUUGGUGGGACCCAAUCCCUCUAUCCCAACCAAAUUUACCACACAGGACAAAAUGGUUCCCAAAGUACCAAAAGGGAGAUAAUAUAGAACCAAUUCUCGCCAUUUUGAAAGAACUUGGAGGUACCUGAGGCGAGGAGAGUGGCACACUUAAGACCAUUGCUUUGUGGUGAAUUAAAUGAGAUAUAUGCCGACCUGAGAGAUGAGGAGAUCUCUGAUUAUAACUUGUUUAAGUAAAGAGUGAAACUGAGGUUUGGGCUAACAGCAGGGCAAAGCCGAAGAGAAAUAACCAGAGAAAACCAGGUGAAACAUAUUCACAAUUGUGUUGUAGGUUAAAUGAAGUGCUGGACAGGUGAAUUGAAGGAAGUAAAGCGACUUCUUUCAGGAACUGAAGCAUCGUGUUGGUUUGGAACAACUUUACAAAUUGGUACCACCGCAAAUGAGGUAGUUCAUCAAAAAUAAAAGAAUCAAAACCGUUGCUGCAGUGGCCACGUUACUAGAAAAACUAGAAUGCAAUUUGGAGGGUGAAUAGGGUGAAGUAGUACAUUUUCUGAUCUUUACUUGAAACUAGGAAAAGUGAUUUAGAUAACUAGGAAAAUGAUAUUAAAGAUACUAGUUUUUAAAUAACGAAGAGAAAAUGCAAUUAUUCUCCAAUCAGAGGUACCAUCUUGCUAUAGGUCUAAUCUGAAAUGCUGGAAAACUCAUCCUGUUAGAGUGAAUGUUGGUCUAAAGGGAAAUAGAGUAAAAAAAGAAGAAAGAUUUCCCUUCUGCAUUAGUUUUUUUUCCUGCCCCUUGGAUAAGUCAAGGAUUAUCUUGGUGGUCAGUUGAAAAUGUGCUGAUUCCAUGGCUGCUAUAAGGAAAUAAGCUUAUCAUAUUUUUUAUCCUCAAUCACAAACUUGGUCUGUUUAUAUGUGAACAAAAAUUAGUGGAGUGAAAGGCUACCAAGCUACACCUACUUGUGUGAAACACUGUUUAUUUUUAAACUGAAGUUCUCACUUUCUUAUCCAUAAGGAAAAAAGUCACUCUGCCAACAGAAUCUGUACUUGAUUUUAUAAGCGUUAAUUAGAAAUCGAUAGAUGCUUCCACAAGAGACUUCAGCUACACCUCAUUGAAAGGAAGGAAGCCUCUAAAAGAAAAUGAGUGUAAGUAGAAAAUGAAACAUAAAAAAUAGCCAUGAUCAGGGAUAUGGCUAUGGUGAAUGAGGGCAUUGUUCCACAACAUAAAUGAUGCUCCCUAAUGAAAUUUUCCUUCAUUUCCCAGGUAACAGAAGGUGAGACACUCUAAAUCAUUUCCACAAAACUCUUAUACAGUCAGCCCUCUGUAUCCAUGAGUUCUAGUCCAUGGAUUCAAGCAAACAUGACACAAAAAUAUUUGGAGGUUGGAAGGAGACUCCACAUAGCAAACCUUUAUUUUGCUGUGCAUGCCCUGUGAUAUGUCCACCAUUUCACUUAUCUUCAGCCUCUCUGGCACAUAGAGUUCUUUGGCACUUUAUAUAUAGGACACAAUUUUACCAUAUUGUAUAUAAUGGAACUUGAGUAUCCAUGGAUUUUGAUAUCCAUGGGAGUCCCAGAACCAAACCCCAGUGGAUACCAACGGCCCACUAUAUUUGCUGUGUUUACAUUAAUAGUUUUGUAUUUCUAUUUUCUUUAUAUGUCUACACUACAGGAUUUCUAAAUGCUUGAUUGAAAUAUUUUUGAAAUGUCAUUUGCUGGCAUUGGGUCAAAUUAGAUGGAAAAUGAAUUAAAAACAGGUAGUUUUGGCAUAAUUUGGAUAGUGAUAUAAGACAUCUAUCACUGUACACUUUACAUUUUAAUCUGUCAAUAUGUCCCAGGAACACUAACACUUCACGAGAAAGUAUAAGGCCAAAUGCUGUGACGAAAUGAAAAUCAUGCGUAGUUCACGCUUGACCAGUCCACACACUUUCGUGCCAGAGAAUAAAUAUGCCAUGCCGAUGAACAGUAAAUAACAGGAACUUUACUUAUCAAAAUGCAGAGCAACAUAUAUACAUUUGUCACAGAUUUGGCCUACCUUACAAGGUUGGUAAGUGGCCCACUUCGUAGGACUGGUGUGCGGCCAUUUUAUAAGCUGGGCUGAGGGUGCUGCCAUUUUGUAGGCCUUACUUGCAACAGCUCAGCAGAGCCAAGGGGGAGGAGCAGUCAAGCAUCCAUUAUCAUAUGUGCAAUCUGAUUGGCUGAAUGCAAAUGAGAAAUUGCUUACCAACUGGAGAUGGGCAGAGCCAAAGUGACAGUUGGAGCCAAGAAUUCUUUUUCAGUUAGCAGUUAGGGCCUGGAAUCUAGUCAGUGGGCAGUUGGUUUUUGAAAGUCAGUCAGUUAGGAGUUGGUCUUUGGAGAUCAGUCAGUUGGACAUUGUGUUUUAAGAAGGAAGCCUCUUUGAGGAAAUAUGGGAAAAGCCUUUAACAAAGAACGGGCUAAGACCUAUAUUUGUGAGCUCUAGGACCUAGAGCAAUACUGUUUAAAUUCUCAGAGAAGUGGAUUUAAAAGUAAAUUGUCCUGUUUCAGUUUCCUUGGUGAAGGAACAUAUGUACACAGAAACCAAGUUAUAUGAACAUCCUUUGACAUGAAAAUGAUAAGACUUUAAUGAAACCACUAAAGUAUCUGUACUGUUCAAUGUUAAUGAAACCAUCAUGCAUAUUUACUAUUCAAACUACAAAUAAACAAAUAUUUCUUGUUUCUUCUCA